AAUCACAGAUUCGCUGAAACGUCGUCUCUCGUUCUCCUCUCCCUCUCUCGUCUUCAACGUUUUGAGAUUUGCAGAUUCCGUCAUGACCUCCGGCGGAAACUCUAUCGGAUCCACCGUCCCAGCGGAGACGGAAAAGAUGUUCUUCUGCUACCAAUGCAAUCAGACGAUCACCAUCUCUAUUACUUCCUCCGCUGAUCCUUUUUGUCCUCUGUGCAACGAAGGUUUCCUCGAAGAAUACGUAGACCCUAACCCUGAUCCAAUCCCCAAUCUGAUUCUUCCGAUGUCGGAUCCAAUCUCAUCUCGCUUACCUUUCAUCCCAGUCAUGGACUUCACGAAUCCGAGUUUCUUAGGGCAAUCGAUGGAGCCACAGGCUACUACUCAGCGACAGCCUGAUGCUUUCGAUCCGGUUAGAUUUAUUCAUAACCAUCUCCUGCAACUUCAAUCAAGCGGAAUCAAUGUUCAGUUUUUGUUCGAGAAUCAACUCUCGGAUGCAGCUAAUCCGUUACCAGGAAAUCACGGAGAUUACUUCUUUGGGCGUGGUCUUGAGGAUCUGAUUCAACAACUAGCUGAAGAUGAUCAGAAUCGAUACGGAACUCCUCCAGCUUCGAAAUCAGCCAUUGAUGCGCUCCCAACUGUGAAAGUGACUAAAGAGAUUUUGCAAUCGGAAAUGAAUCAGUGUGCUGUUUGUAUGGAUGAGUUUGAAGAUGGUAUUGAAGCUAAGCAGAUGCCUUGUAAGCAUGUGUACCAUCAUGAUUGCUUGCUUCCAUGGCUGCAGCUGCAUAACUCGUGUCCGGUUUGUCGACAUGAGUUACCCACGGAUGAUCCUGAUUAUGAGAACAGGACUCGGGGAGGUCAGACGAGUGGAGACGGGGAGGGAUCAUCGGGUGAGGCCCAGACGCCGAGGAGGUUUAGUAUAUCGUUUCCAUGGUCAUUCAGGAGACCAGAUGCAAAUUCAGAUUCUGGCAGUGGAUCUGAUAUGGAUACUAGAGAAGACGAUUUGGAUUGAGUCUUUGCUUGGUUUGGAAAAUAAAACGUGAAGGAGAGCCAAUACAGAAAAAAAAAAGCAAAUUCAUUUUUGUUUACACUCAAAAACUGAUAAGAAGAUGACGAAGAAAACUGUAUAUUGCGUUUAAUCAGGUUUCAAUGUAAAAUCUACUGUACAUAUCACAAAACGUCUCCUUCUUUUGGGUUCGUUAGGGAUUUGAUUUAUAUUUUACGAAACUGAGAAUUUUUAAAAUUGUAAUUUUAUCUGUACUGUAAUUUGUAAUCAAAAUGUUUACCGUAUAGUUUGUUGCGUAAUAAAUAACUUUUAAAGAAUA
Molecule: messenger RNA, 1319 nt
Organism: Capsella rubella
Lineage: Eukaryota; Viridiplantae; Streptophyta; Magnoliopsida; Brassicales; Brassicaceae
Product: E3 ubiquitin-protein ligase RING1-like
Exons: 2
Coding region: 83-1006 (307 amino acids)
Biological process (GO): protein ubiquitination
Cellular component (GO): cytoplasm
Molecular function (GO): ubiquitin protein ligase activity
Source: RefSeq, a predicted model, not a curated record